Molecule: messenger RNA, 2481 nt
Organism: Spinacia oleracea (spinach)
Lineage: Eukaryota; Viridiplantae; Streptophyta; Magnoliopsida; Caryophyllales; Amaranthaceae
Exons: 10
Coding region: 432-2042 (536 amino acids)
Molecular function (GO): protein binding
Source: RefSeq, a predicted model, not a curated record
ACUCCCGUGCGUGCCUUUUAAAGGGAAAAAAAACUCUGUUUCGGAUAUGAAGGGUUAUCUGGGAUUUUGGGAAAAGAAUCUCCCAAAUUUGGUGAGCAAAUGAAUUUGACAGCUGCGUUGUUGAUUCUCAACUUGAAGUGUGAAGAAGGGCAGGACAAAAGAGGAGGUGGGGCGGCGAGAGAGGUAGUUUUGGGGAUGGACAAAGGAGGAGGAGCCCCAGACUCUCCGUCUCCGGCUCCUCAGCACCUCAUUCACAAAUUAACAUUCCUGCUGCUGCUACUAUUAAUACCAUAACUAAGGUAACUACAUCAAAGGAGUUGUUUGCCUUUGUUCCCCCUAAACCCUCAUGUCACUCCGAUAACAACCAACACGAAGAUGACAAACUUGUCCCCCAUCCACGCUCCGGUACUAAGCUUCCACUCAAACAGUCCAUGACUCUCCCACAUCCACUCCACAGCUGUGAGCAGGGUGAUGGACCUCCAAAUCAUUAUCAUCAUGAUCAUUCAAAAGAUGAUGAGUCAUGGUUACCGGACAAAAGCAAGCUAGAGCUUGUCCUGGACACAUUGCAAAGGAGAGAUACAUAUGAUAUAUUUGCUGAGCCGGUGGAUCCCAGUGAGGUUGAAGAGUAUUAUGAAAUCAUCAAAGAGCCAAUGGAUUUUGGUACAAUGAGAGCUAAACUUCAUGAAGGCAUGUACAAGAAUCUUCAGCAGUUCGAGCAUGACGUAUAUUUGAUAUUUGGGAACGCUAUGCAUUUCAAUUCAUCAGCCACCGUGUAUUUCAGACAGGCUCGUGCUUUGGAGGAUCUAGCGAAAAAGCUUUUCUUUGUCCUGAAAACUGAUACUGAAAAUUUCAAAGUGGACUAUACUACAAUAAGGCGAAGAUCAAGUAGAAGAUUUGAUGGUGAACAUAAUGGUUUGACUUUUGGCUCAUACCGGAAACUACAAAGGCACUUGGAAUCCUAUGGCAUUAGUACUGAUCUUGACCGUAAAGGUUUUGGAAGACAAAGAAGAACUUGUUUGACUGGGGUUGAUCGGCGUUCUACGUACAAACCUUGGAUUCGCUUAGCAAGCUCAGCUGAUUCACCAAUAUUUUGCGACUCAAAAUCGCUUAUACGUACAAAUCAGGAGGAAAUCAGAUACAAAGAAAGCUUACUGUUGUUUGUUAAAGAUUUGGGACCUACUGCUCAUAGAGUUGCCAGUAACAAAUUACAAGGACUAUGGAUGCAAGCCUCCUCCUGUAGUAGGAGGUCUAGUAUAAAUGAUUGGGACAAUUCUUCAACCUGCAAUUCUCUAGCCCCUGCUGCCUCGUCUUCUGUUCAGAGAGAACCUAAUAAUUUUUUGUUCAGUGGUACAACAUGUCCUGCAUCUCACAAUCUGAUUGGCAUUGUAACAACCAAUGACAAAAAGAAACCUAGUGAUGUUUGCAAAAUUGGAGAAAAAUCAGCCAGAAGUUGCUUAGAUACUAAAUCUACUAUUACAUGUACAAAUCAACCAGAAGUUCAAGGCAACAUGAAAAGUAUGGCUGUUUUUGCUAGGAGACACAAACUUCACCAAAACAUCUCUUUAGGUCAGUAUGGUGAAGAUGUAGAUGCCAUAGUCCACACUGGUAGCAAGGUAAAUGAAAAUACCGAGUUGACAACACCAACGGUGCUGCAAAAAGACGGUGACAUGCUAAGCUACAGUGUGAAUACAAUGCCUUCAGCAGUGAAAGAGACGAAAUUGAAGCAAAUUCAGGCUGUCAACAACUUUGACUUAAAUCAGGUUCAGGCUAUCCCAAGUUCAAGCUAUCUAGUUAGAUGUUCUUAUAAAGAUGACAAUUUAAAGACUCACAGAGUCAUCCCUUCAUCUGCAUUGCUUGGAGCUAGCGAGUUCAAUCCUGCAGGUCAAACAACAACAGCAAUACAUGAAGUCGUGAAUUAUAUGCAGCCAUCAUCAGUGUCCAACCAAUUUCUUUUCAAUUUAAAGUCGAGGCUGAUAGACUUGAGUGAUGAUGAUUUUGAUAAUAGCUCUACCACGAUUGCUGCUGGCUACCUUCGGAGAUGAAUAGUAGCAGCCCCUUACCAAUUGCAACUAAAAUCAGCUUUGGGAAGGCAUCUGGCGGAUACACCAACCAUAAUAAAGGAGUCUGUCUUGAUAAUCAUCAUAUUACAACACCCUAUCUUAUGAAGACUCGGCUACCUCAUUUUUAUCCUUCAGCUGAUGGCAUCCCUUGCCGUCUUACCACUAAUCCUCUCAUAAAACUGCACUGCCACAGUUUUGUUCUUUUUUUUUUUUUUUUUUUUUUUUUUGGUGUUAGCACCCGGUUCACCCUUAUGGCUAAUCCGGAUUCGGGGCGAGUUCUGGGUGGAUAGGUUUCGGUCCCCUCCCAAUUGUUGUUGCGGGGGAUCGAACACGGGUUCUCCCUACCAAGUUCAGCCCCAAUCAGGUGGUGGUCUGAUGGCCGGGUUUUCUUUAUUAUGAAAUUAUGCUUUUGGAUAACAAA